Ichthyophthirius multifiliis is the source of this 560-nucleotide messenger RNA. RefSeq lists its product as hypothetical. The annotation marks the transcript as partial. The transcript has a single exon. Lineage: Eukaryota; Ciliophora; Oligohymenophorea; Hymenostomatida. Gene Ontology annotation, cellular component: cytoplasm. The record is from RefSeq and is a predicted model, not a curated record.
AUAUAAAAACAAAUCAUAAAUAGGCUUUUUAACAAAUUUUUAAUUUAGUUGCUUCUAAAGAUACUAAAUUAUUAGAUAAAAAAGGCUUAAGAGAUUUAUUUUAAACAAUAGAUUAUUAAGUUUCAGAUGAUUAAUUUAAUGAAAUGGUUGCAAAAAUUUUUAAUAAAAAAGAAUUGAUUGGUUUUGAGGAUUUUCUAAAAAUUUUUAAUUUAAAAUUAACUGAGUACACCUUUAAUGAUGUCUAAAAUGCUUUCAAGUUACUUGCAAAGGAUGAUGAUAAAUAUAUUGGAGUCGAAAAAAUAAAAAUAAUACUUUCUAAAAAUGGUUUAUAAGAUAAAGAAAUAGAAUUUUUAAUUCAUUAAUUAGAACCUUUUACAGAUGGAUAAAAAAGAGUUAAUUAUAAAGAAUUCUUAAAUAGUCUGACAUCUAUAUGAAACUAUAUAGAUACUUUAUAAAUAUUAUUGUUAUUUUUUUUUUUCAUUGAAUAAUAUAAUUUUUAUUCUUAUUUUCUUAAAAAGAAUUAUUUAUUUAAAAAAAUCGUUAAUAAUACAUUUUUUUAU